UGCCCUAAGAGCUCGUAAUUUUACCGAUUAUUAUUUUUCCACGUCCUAACUUGCUUUCUCUCUCUUCCGUAGGAGAAGGAGAAAAAAUUCGAAAUUGGGGGAAAAUCCUUGAAACCCUUGUUCUAUAAUUGGUCGAUGAUCAUUUCGAUCCCCUCUUUCAAAGGUUCUAUUGCAUUUUCUAUUUACUUGGAUACUGCAUACACUUCCUCUUAUGUCCAAUGGUUGCUAGCUACAUUCAUUCACAUUUCUUGUUCUCCUACUUAUCUGGAAUUUUAGUAACCUAUAUGCUACAGUAAAGCUUUUAAAUGGCUGCAAAUGGAAGAUUUGAUUUGUCUUUGAGCAGAUCUGAUGGGCCUUCUUAUGGUACUGGGCAACGAGUACCAUAUGCUAUUGCACCUCUAGAGAAGUCAGGAUUUCGUGAGGGUUCAGAUCGCAUAAUUUCAUCAUCUCAUGGCACAUCAAAGUCUUGCACCAUAACAUCCCAAGGAGAGAUGACUUGCUUAUUGCAGUCUCUUGCUUCUGACCUUAGGGGUGUUGUUCCAGAUCCAAAGUUAAAUAGGCCUGGAGAGAUGAAAAGGGCAAUGAGUUCUAUUUUUGGAGCAUCAACGGAGAACUCUUCAUCCUCUACAUUUGAAGCAAAGCAAUUUGCAUCUUCUUCUUUGGAGGGGAUUAAGCGUUUAAAGAAUAAUCUUCAGGAGAGUUCUUCCAAAGCUAGGGACAGAGCAAAAACUUUUGAUGCUGCUUGUUCGAUGAUUGAUAAGUUCUGGCAGCUAAAAAGAAAGCGCUCUCGAAUUGGCUACCCAUCAAAUGUGCGGACCACUGGUUUAUAUCAAGGAGCAAACAUUCCUAAGACUGGACUUCAAAGUUAUGCGUCUGGAAGUGGCCUUGAGGCUGGGUCUCAAAGAGAGGAAAAGUCUAAAAUUGGAAUACCAAGCAGAAGGAUUCGAACUUCUCUUCUUGAAAUGGAUGUACAGACUAAUGGUACCACAAGAAUGUCCGGGCCUCUGGAGAGGGAUAAAGAUAUGUUAAAAUCCAUAAACGGAAAUGCGACACAGUUGGCUGAAAAUGAUGGAGCAUUUUCAGCAGACGGUUGGGAACGGUCAAAAUUGAAAAAGAAGCGUUCUGUAAUAAAAUCAGAUGCUUCAACAAAUUCUGGAUUGUCUAGAUCAUCACAAGGAGGAGAACGGGAAGUUAAAAGAGGAAUGCAGCAAAAGCUUGGCAUUGAUGCUCGACCAAGAAUUAAUCAUGCACACAGCUUCAGGCCAGGAUUGGAUGGUAGUACUACAAUGGUUGGAAAUUCAGACACAAGCCCUCAACAACAUGUUCCCAGUGUGCGCUCUCGGAUUGAACUAAAUAAUGCUUCACUUCAGAAUGACAAAAGAGAUGUGCGAUUUUUUCCAGAGACUGAAAAUGCCUCCCUUAAAGUUAUUUCCAAGCCUAACAGCAAAGAAGAUAGGUGUGGUGCAAGUCCUUCAUUUUUAAAAUUUGGUUCUUUCCGAACACGGACCAAUCCAGGUUCACUGCCAAAAACAGCAGGCAACAUCCAUCGAGUUGUGGGAAAUCAAGAGGAUAUGGAGCUGCCUCAAGCUACAGAGAAGCUCAAUGCUCUUGGUGUUAGUAAUCGGAAAAGAGCAGCUUCUGUUAGGUCAUCAUCGCCUCCUGUAGGACAAUGGGCUGUACAAAGGCCAAAAAAGUUUUCCCGUUCUUCAAGAAGAUCGAGUCUCUCCCCCCUUGUUCCAAGCCAUGAUGAGUUGGUUGUACCAGAGGCUAUGGACGAGGCUUCCAUCCAUCAUGAUAGUUUAGGGGAGGCAAGGCAUGCAUCUUUGAGUGCUUCCCAACAGAGUAAAAUGACCUCAGCUUCACUGUCAGAAAGUGAGGAAUCAGGUGUUCAAGAAAACAAGCUAAAAUGUAAGGUGAAUAAAUGCACAGAAAUGGAGGAUAAAUCUGGUCAAACUGUUCAGAAGUCUGCAAAUCUCAUCAUGGCAUCAAGGAAGAAUAGGAUGGCUGUUGAGGAGGAUGCUGGAGAUGGUGAUCGUAGGCAGGGGAGGAUUGGAAGGUGUUUUGCUCCUGCAAGGUCUGGUUUGUCUGCAACAACUGAGAAGCUCGGCGAGGCUGUCACUGCCAAGCAGCAGAGAAGUGUUCGACAUGGCUCUGAAAGGGUUGAAAGUAGGCCAGAUCGUCCGCAUAUUAAGAAGUUGUCUGAACGUAAAGCUUACACACGUCCAAAGCAAUCGAUAAACAUUUUAUCGAUGGAAUCAUCUGAAGAAUCUGCUGAUGAUCAAGAAGAGCUUGUGGCUGCUGCAACUGCUGCCCUUGAUACAGGUUGCCUCCAUUAUGAUCUUGAGAUUAUGGUUACGAAUCAUGAAAGAAGUUUCAUGCUAAAGCAUGGGUGUAGCAACCCCAUCCCAAACUCUACAAUAAGUGAAGCCUUGUGUGUUUACGGGUACUACUUUCUAUUUUAACAAAAUCAUGUGAUGUUUAUAUUGUGUUGAUCAGGAAGUUCUUGUUCCAGUUCUUUAUGGAAGCAAUUAGAACCAGUCUUUAGGUUUGUUUCCUCUGAAGAUGUAGAUUUCUUGCUUGAACAGAUCCAACUUACCAAUGCGUCAGCUGCAGGGACCCUUGCUGAUGGAGAUAAUUCCCAGAACUUAAAGGUUGAUCAUGAGCACGUUACAAUAUCAUCAGGACCAGUUGCCACUAAUAGUUGGAAAAGCACUAAUUUGUCUAAUGGAAUUAGCUCUUACGAAAAUGAAAAAGAGAGGGGAUUUACUAAGGAUACAGUAAACGCUGAUCCUCUUUUAAACAGUGGAGUCUCACUUUGCCAAGCACUUCUUUCAGCUAUAAUUGGAGAAGAAGAUAUGGA
Dendrobium catenatum is the source of this 2860-nucleotide messenger RNA. RefSeq lists its product as uncharacterized. NCBI's taxonomy places the organism in Eukaryota, Viridiplantae, Streptophyta, Magnoliopsida, Asparagales, Orchidaceae. The transcript has 11 exons. The coding region runs from base 306 to 2462 and encodes 718 amino acids. The record is from RefSeq and is a predicted model, not a curated record.